Molecule: messenger RNA, 1669 nt
Organism: Monopterus albus (swamp eel)
Lineage: Eukaryota; Metazoa; Chordata; Actinopteri; Synbranchiformes; Synbranchidae
Product: E3 ubiquitin-protein ligase SMURF2-like
Exons: 11
Coding region: 537-1616 (359 amino acids)
Biological process (GO): positive regulation of transcription by RNA polymerase II; hippo signaling
Cellular component (GO): nucleus; cytoplasm
Molecular function (GO): transcription coactivator activity; protein binding
Source: RefSeq, a predicted model, not a curated record
UGGAGCGGGUUUUACUCGUGCCAUCCAAGUAAAAACCUGAUCUGGACUGCUCAUCACCAAGUCUGGGAGCCGUGUGUGGAUUAUUGCCGGGUGCCACAUGUCGGAGAAAUGCUUCACACCCCCAGAGUGUGUUGUCGUCAGCGGUCAGUUCCAACCACCGCCUCCUGAAGCGGAUCCGCACCGGAGGGCUCCACAGUUCAGCUCCGGACGAGCGGAGAGGAGGACUCGGCUCCUUCCUUAGGAAGGUGUGAAGACAAACGCCGCCACUUCACUGCAGCUCGGGCAUACGUUUCCCCGGGGAGCGGUCAUUCUUAGUAAAUGCACUUUGCAGCAGUAAUACACCAACAAUUUUCGGUUUUUAUUCUUGCCUUUUUUCGCAUUUGUGAGCGAUCGCUAUGGCAGUUCACUCCACAUCCGGGCUACGAUGCCUUGACUCCAUUACCGUCUAAAACUGGCGAAGAGGUUCAUAAACCUUAUUUUUUUGCAUUUAAAGACACAAUUUUACAACGUGCAUUGGGGGCUGGAACCAAGAGGAGAUGUCUAACCAAGGAGUUCGGCGGAAUGGCCCCGUCAAACUGCGACUAACAGUCCUCUGCGCCAAAAACCUUGUGAAGAAGGACUUCUUCCGCCUCCCUGAUCCCUUUGCCAAGGUGGUUGUGGACGGUUCAGGGCAGUGCCACUCUACAGACACUGUGAGGAACACACUUGACCCCAAGUGGAAUCAACACUACGACCUGUACAUCGGAAAGUCAGAUUCCAUCACUAUCAGUGUGUGGAAUCACAAGAAGAUCCACAAGAAGCAGGGGGCUGGGUUCCUGGGCUGUGUCCGCCUUCUGUCCAACGCUAUCAACCGCUUGAAAGACACCGGCUACCAGAGACUAGACCUGAACAAGCUGAGCCCCAAUGACAGCGACACAGUCAGAGGCCAGAUAGUGGUGAGCCUGCAGUCCAGGGACCGGAUAGGCACAGGAGGCCCAGUGGUGGACUGCAGUCGGCUGUUUGACAAUGAUCUUCCAGAUGGGUGGGAGGAGAGGAGGACUGCGUCUGGGCGAAUCCAGUACUUGAACCACAUCACACGCACCACACAGUGGGAGAGGCCUACCAGGCCUGCAUCGGAGUACUCCAGCCCUGGCCGGCCUCUCAGCUGCAUUGUGGAUGAGAACACACCGGUCAGCACAAACGGGGCCACACCUACCACAGCAUUGCCGUCUAGCGAUGGUGAUCAGCGGGCCCAGGAGAGACGAGUCCGAUCCCAGAGGCACCGCAACUACAUGAGCAGAACCCACCUGCACACGCCCCCAGACCUCCCAGAGGGAUACGAGCAAAGGACUACACAGCAAGGCCAGGUGUACUUCCUCCACACUCAAACAGGUGUCAGCACAUGGCACGAUCCCAGAGUACCCAGAGAUCUGAGUAACGUGAACUGUGAGGAACUGGGUCCUCUACCUCCAGGAUGGGAGAUACGGAACACAGCCACCGGGAGGGUUUACUUUGUCGACCACAACAACCGAACCACACAGUUCACAGACCCACGCCUCUCCGCCAACCUGCAUCUAGUCCUAAAUCCAAGUCCCAAUGGUUCUCGAGGAGGUAUCGAAAGUCAGAAUGUCAGGUGAGGUUUGGGCUUCGUGCCACUGCACACAAACAAGCGCACACAGUCUCAGACAUU